Messenger RNA from Mesocricetus auratus (golden hamster), 4185 nucleotides. Its product is annotated as spermatogenesis-associated protein 31D1-like. Bases 40 to 3999 code for a protein of 1319 amino acids. The record is from RefSeq and is a predicted model, not a curated record. The transcript is spliced from 4 exons. NCBI's taxonomy places the organism in Eukaryota, Metazoa, Chordata, Mammalia, Rodentia, Cricetidae.
UCAGGAUCAGUCACCUCAGGCAGCCAUGCUGUUUACACUAUGGAGAACAUUCUCUCAUCUCUCAAUAGCCUCGCUGAGACAUGGCUGGUCUUUGGCUCAGUUUCCUGUCAUGUCGACCUCCACUACACCUUACUGAGUGGGCUGGGGCUGCUGCUUGUGUACGUCUGCUACCUGGUAUUGAAACUGGCUGUACCUUCACUGUGGAAAAAGAAAUGCACCCAAAAGCUGCAGGAGAAAGCCGAGGGAGCCAGGGAGUCACAGAAAGGUGAGGGAACUUUCCAGAGAGCAGAGGAGAGAAGGAAGAUGCAGACAGCCCAGCAAAGCCCCUUGGAAGAGCCGUAUGGUGCCACUUGCAGGGACCGACUGCUGCAUCCAGACCCCCUCUUCGACGUGUGCCACGGAACAGGUUGCGAGGUCAGCCAUCUGCCCCCCCAGGCCGCCCUCGAAGAUGGUGGCGCCUCUCAUUCCCGCCCGGCUUCCACAGCUCCCGCGGCAGGGGCCUGCGACACGGCAAACCACCGGGGAUGCCCGGUCACUCCGCAGGGGCCUUUGCCACUGGCCCCUUCCGUCCUCCGUCCUAAGCACUUUGCCCUGUUGGAAAGGUGGCUUUCCUCCUCACCACCGGGGUCGACUCCCACCUCGGGGCCUAGAUUUCUACGGGACCCCAUGCUGCCCCAUGCACUUGUCUCGGUCACUCUUCCAACAGAGGGGGCACGAGGGGCAGAAGUGGCCCUCCCAGGGGAAACUGCUAGGCCUCCAGCCAGCAGACCCAGUGAGGUACUUGCUAACGACCCAAGGACCAAAGGCGCUGGCCAAGCCAGCCGGCCAGUGACAGACCCCUCCCAGCAGCGGCCUGCUGCUGGCCGCCUGUCUCCUUCAGAUUUGGGGUACCCAGUCAACCAGCACCUCCCAGACUCCCCGGCUUCUCAAGCCUCGUUGCAGGGGGACCUUCCAGAGCCUGGCCACCUCUUGCCUCCCAACCCUGAGGCCCUGGCACGACUCAGAGGGCGGGACAAGAAGGAGGGCGAUUUCCUCACGACAAAGGAUAAGGACGAGAACAAAGAACCCUUUUCAAAGCCGUCCUAUUUGGAGAGGCUGUCAUGGGCAAAAUCACGGGCUAAGGCACAGGAGCCGGCAGCCUCUCCUUCGGCAGGCAGCAAAGGGCCAGCAGCCUCUCCUUCGGCAGGUGGCAAAGGGCCAGCAGCCUCUCCUUCGGCAGGCGGCAAAGGGCCAGCAGCCUCUCCUUCGGCAGGCGGCAAAGGCGAGCCCGUGCGCCUGCAGGCCCCUCACUCGGAAGAUGAGGCAGAGCCUAAACCCGCCCAGCUCUUCUGGGGCCCCCCCUCUCUGCACAGUGAGGCCUUGCCCCCGCCGGCCAUGGCCUCAUGCACCCAUCCCUCCACGUUCAACAGUAUGGCUGAAGCCUCCCUGGCUGACAGCUCCCCGCCCGUUACUCUCUCCUCCGCACCUCUGCCUGUGACUAAGAGUCAGUCACAGACCUGGCUGCAGACCCUCUCCCAGCAGCCUCAUUCUCGACUGUGUGACCCUCCUGCCACCGGGGCUCCCACCCACCCUCAGGGCCACUCCCCGGUCCCUGUCUUGACCCUUUCUCCUCAGUCCCAGAUCAGGAUCUGCGGGGUGCGUUUUCACAGACCCCAGGGUGAAGCACGACCUCUUGGCCCACUUGAAACGCAGCACCUGGAAUACAACGUCUUGAAAAAAGAGCAGGAGAGAGUCUGGGGCUUGCCCUCUUCGGUGCAAAAAUCUCGGGACACGUUCUGUCCCUCACCUCCCAAGCUCUCCCUGGUGAGCCAGCCCUUCAAGUCCCACAUGCCCAGGCCCAUCCUUCUUGGAGACUUCCCCCUCACCGAUGAGCUUCGUAAGAAGCUGGAGCACCACCUCCGGAAGAGACUCAUCCAGCACCGCUGGGGGCUGCCCCACAGGAUCAACGAGUCCCUGUCGCUCAUGUGUCCUCAGUCAGAGCUGGUGGAUUUCCCUGAGUCGGGGAGAAGCUGUGGCCUCUCAUGGCUCUCUCUCUCUAAGGAUCAGGAGAGCCAGGACUCACAUGCCAUCGUACUCAACGGGUCUGGAAAGUUUCACAGUGGGGCCUUGGAGAAUCAUGCCAGAGAGGAGGCUGAGGUCAAAGGGCAGACAGCGGACAGUCAAGAUGUUGGCCAAAAAGGCCAUGUGCAGGGUAACCCUGAGGAGGCCCCGGGGAGCAGUCCGCAAUCCGACUUGAAAACAGACCACGAGCCUUGUGCAACCAGUCAGUCGAGCCUCUCAAAAGGGAGCCAGUGUCAGAAAGACUUUGCAGUUGCACUGGAACAACACCUCGACAAGAAAACGAGAGAAAUCCUCGAGGGUCAGAUGCCUAGCACUGUGAAAAGAUCAUGGCGUUCUGUCAAAGUGGCAGGACCCCCUCCUGAGACACCCCCCAGACUACUGAAAGAUCUGGCACCCUUGGCACGUGAGGAGGACCCACUGAAAAAACACCAACAUAGUUUGUUGAUUAGUCCUAGCAAAGAAAAGAUGUUGGAAGAGCACAUUAAAACCUUUGGCAAGAGGAUGACCUUUGGUCUUCCCCAAAGAGUUGAGGAAUCCUUAGAGUCCUACAAGACAAGAGUGGAACCACCCCGCUCUCUCUCUCAGUUCCACGCUCCCUCCCACGCAGAUCCUGCGGUGGAUUCUGUCCAGUCCUCCAGGUUCCUGGAAAGCAGCAGCACUGGUAGAGACGGGAUGCAGACAUUGAAUUUCACGCCCAUCCAAGAAGUGUCUCUCCCUGCUUCCUGGCCUGUGAGCCAGGUGCAGCCGGCCUCUGAGAACAAGGAGGUGUUCACAGACAAAGGCACAGCUCAAAGUGGCAGGCAGAGCCCAGAGCUGCCCAUGAGACCAGAAGAUCCCACAGAAGAGAGACUGGCUUCCAGCACCAAUGCACAGGGGCCUCAGGGGGAAAGGCUAAGCUGGAGAGCCGGUCCCAUGGCUGAGGGGUCCACGGAGCCACUCAAGGGAGAGCCCACUAAGGUCUUGACAUCCACCCAGGGCCCAUGUUCCCCAGGGAGAGAUUCGACUACAUGUCAACCCCUGCAGGGAAUGUCAGCCCCCUACAACCCUGGGACAUCUGACUACAAAGCUCAGGUGUCCAGAGGAGUCGUGUUGCACUCAGAGAGCAGACCACCCUCAGCCUCAGGAGAAAUGACUUCCAAGUGCCAGGGCCCCUCCAGUGGGGACAUGGUGGCUUCUCAGGUGCUUCGGGUGCACUUGCCCACUGCGGGAGUCAGCAUGGAGCCAGGGCGGGGCCCCUGGUUCCCUGCACAUGAGUCAGACAAGUGCCAGAACCAGGAGUGUCCCCCAGCUGCCAAGAGAGAGUCCCCACUGGCAGCUGAGGCAGGAAAACUUGGUGGAGGGGAUGCAGGCUUAGGGACAUCCCAAACCAGAGGGAAGAGGCGCUCUGUUCAGGCCAGGGCACCAGAGGAAACGCAUGGACACACAGCCUCCCCGGCACUGUCACCUAAGGGGCAGCCUCCGGAAAAUCAUUUCACCAGCCAGGUGAAAUGCUUCUUGCAGUGGAUGUCCCCUGGACAAAAACACAAAGGGCAGGAGAGGUCCCUGGCCAAGGGCAGCUCCCCAUCACCACCUGUGAAGGUCUCAAGCCUCAUCAAAGGCAGAUGCGAUUUUUAUAGGAGCAUUGAAGCUCAGAAAUGUGUGAGAGACCCCGGGGUGAUCCUCAGGAAACCACUGGGACACAGGCAUGGGACAGUCAUCCCCUGUCCGCAGGCACCUGCGCCUCCCCCCGUGGGGUCUGGAGAAACUCAGCAGAAGGAACAGAGGCGUGGCUCCUGCUGCCAAGCUGCCUGCUCCCAAGUGCAAAAGGCUGAGUCCUGCAGCCCAGGAGAAGGGCAGACAGCCCCUAAGAGGUGUGGCGUUGCAGGAAAAGCUGAGAUGGUCAUCUCCCCCAUGCGUGCUUCACAGGGAAUCCGAGUCCCGCCCAAGUCCUGUCUGUAGGCGUCAAGCUGGCCAGGGUGUCACCGCUGCCCUUCUCCUCUGUGUUGAAGGCAAUAUUGGGAGGUCCGUUACCAUCACCCAUGCAAAUGGAUCAUCUAGAUUUCCUGCAGAAUAUGUUUUCUACCCAACAAUAGGUUUUCCUUUGCUGUCAGUGUUGAUUUACCCAAUAAAUUUACUUAAAGUGUG